Messenger RNA from Cydia strobilella, 5414 nucleotides. Its product is annotated as NEDD8 ultimate buster 1-like. The transcript has 13 exons. The record is from RefSeq and is a predicted model, not a curated record. Gene Ontology annotation, biological process: regulation of ubiquitin-dependent protein catabolic process. Bases 158 to 2002 code for a protein of 614 amino acids. Lineage: Eukaryota; Metazoa; Arthropoda; Insecta; Lepidoptera; Tortricidae. Gene Ontology annotation, molecular function: protein binding.
ACGUCUUUAAUCUGUCAACGCAAUUUAUUGUUUUCCUUUGUAUUUUCCUCCUAACUUUUUCGGAGAAUUGAAAACAUCAACACAGCUUCGAAUUUAGCAAUUCACGGUCUCACGUCCUCAUAUGAUAUCAUACAAUUUCUUGUCCUUAUUGUAAAACAUGGAGACAAAUCUGCAGUACGAAGAUUUGCUGAUAAAAUUGCGAGCAAAGCUGAACGAAGAAAGAAUAAAAUUAUGGGAGUCACCAUUUACCUUGCCCGAUCAAUCUAUUUCCGAAAGUUUAAAGGACCUCUCCAAAAAGUUCGCAACAGAACUCUCUCUCCCCGAUAAUGAUGUCUUGAGUGCACUGCAUGAGUUGCAGCUCCAUUCCAUUGACCGGUCCAAGGCUAACUCGGAGUUCAAGGAGACGGGACUGGCUACGCUCCGAGUGAAGGCUACCGUGCCAGGAGACAAGCCGCAGGUGUUGAAGAUACAACAGACUUUGGAGUCAGUGGGCAAGGGGCUGAUAGAGUCUGUGGCUAAAGAGUUGAAUGUUAGUGAGAGUCGGGUGAAAUUAAUAUAUAAUGGCAAAGUUAUACAACCAGCUCCAAGUCUGGAGGAUCAGGGAAUCAAAAACGGGGUGCAAAUCAUGGCUCUAAUAAUGGCUGUAAACCCUGAGGAAGCUAAAAAGGAAGAUCGGAUGUAUUUGGAAAUGAAGUCUACACGUGAUGAUGCCAUGCUGCUCUCUGAAUAUGCUGAUGAUUUUGAAGAUGAAGAGUACAUUAAGUUGGAAGACCAAUCGGGUAAGACAGUGGAGCUGCCUGCUGCGGAACGGCGAGCUCUGAUGGUCGGCCUGGCGUUACACGAGCGUGGACGGGCGGCAGCUAAAAAGAAGGACUAUCCACUCGCUCUGGUGUUGCUGCUAGAAGCUGACCGACAAUUGAGUGAAUGCAGCUCGUCAAUCCUGGCUUCAGUCGACAACGUGGCAGUCCUUCAGCUGGACAUAGCGUGGUGCUACCUGUGUCUCCAGAGUCUAGCCGCGGCGGGAGACGCAGCGGCGAGGCUGGCGCGGGCGGAGCGCGCGCUCAAGCGGAGCUAUGGGGAGGACCAUGGACGCGUGCUGGCGGUGAAGGGGACCGAUGCCAACGAGCGGGCGCUGAUGAUGCGUCUGCACCUCCUGCAGGGCAUCGUCAGCUUCCAUCAGAACAAGCGGGACGAAGCACGCCGGUUGCUUGAAAAAGCGGAGACUGAGCUCAAUUCGCUUAGGGUCGACGACGGCGCCGUAACAGCGCUUAUGGAGCUGGGCUGGUCGCUAAGCUGCGCGCGACGUGGCUUGCGCGCGUCGCGCGGAGACGUGGCUGCGGCGCACCACUACCUCUCCGACACGUCCGACGCCAGGGACCUGCAGCGCCGCAAGCACAAGCAGGACAGGGAGAGCAAAGCCCUAGGCAUAUGCGAGGACGGUACUCCAGUCAACAAGCAACUAGUGGACGCUCUAGUCGGGAUGGGGUACACGCGACGUCUAGCCACUCUGGCAUUGAGGACCUCCAACAACCACGUGGCUGAGGGCGUCAGGCUGAUACAGGAACAGCCUGAACUGUUGGAGGACAUUGAAGAGGAAGCAGAUGAGAGUGAGUCGCCGAGCUCAGAGGAGUCCCUCGUUGAGCCGGACAACAAACUGGUUGCUGAGCUGGAGGCGAUGGGCUACUCGGCCGACGAGGCCAGGGACGCUCUGAGCCGCGCGCACAACCACGUCAGCGGCGCCGUCGACCUGCUCGUCGCCGGCGAGGCGGAGCCACACGAAGGUAUGGACACCACCGAUGCCGGGAACCCCUCCACUAGUGCUGCUUCCACCGAUAAAAAGGAGAAACAUGUUAAGAGAAAGAGGGACGAUAAAAAAAAGCGAGAACGCGAACAGGCUCUAAAUCGACUGACAUCGGUCAUACAACACGACGAAGAUGAUCAUCUGGACACUUCGCUGGUUGAUGAGGAGGACUUCCUCGCGCAAUACAAGUCUCUACUCUAAACGGUAUACGGUCCAAUUUCUUUUGUAACUUUAGAGCGUCUUUAGACAUUUGAGGAUUGAGGCAGUGAGAGGUCAUUGUACCUUGUAACAAAAUGGCUCCGAAUUCCAUUUUGCUUGCGUCUGUGUGAAAAUUAACGGGUAUUUUCUUAUUGUGACAGUGCAGUAAUACCCCCUGUAUUACUGCAAUGUUCUACCGCCAGAGUGCAGCACUAGCACAUAUUGUAAACCAUAGAUUAACUUAUACAUACUAUACCUUAAGCAGUUUUUUGACAAGUUUUCAUUAUAACUUUGAUGCAUCAAGGCGGUUUGUAGUCUACAGCGAAACGCGAAAAUCGAAAUUUCGUUAUCUGCCUCUCUAUCGCUCUAAUAUGCAAGAGUGAUAGAGAGGCAGAUAAAGAAAUUUUGAUUUUCGUGUUCCGCGGUAGGCCCUCAGUUUGUGCUAGUAGCGCCCUCUACGCAGAGUUUUGCGUAAUAUUCCCUAUUGCGUGCAAUACGUACCAUUUUACGUUUUCAAGUCACACAAACGAAAUAUGUAUAGUGAUGACAGAUGAUACGAGAAGUCACUUGACUAUUUCCAUACAUUAUUUCAGCUUCAAUUGACGUUUUCUAUCAGCGACUGUCACCUUGGCUAGGCCCCCUGCGGCAGUAGCACGGUCGCAUUUAUAUCGCCUGUCACCAUGCCUGUCACGUUCUAACAAGUAUGUAAGUGUGAAAGUGACGGAACCAUGCUGCCACCGGGAGUGUAAGCUGUCAUAGGUACGAUAAUAACUUCUGAAAUAAAACCGAGCUUUAAAACGAUAGUGAUGGAAAAUGAGGUUUGUUGAUGUAAGGCUGUGGUUCAAAAACCGAAUAGGUACUUAUGUAUUUAUCACUCUUUAGUAGAGAUCUGAUAAAAAUCUGUAAUCAUUAUUGGGGUAUUUACCGUUUCUUUUUUUAAAUAUUCAGAUGACAACGAAAAGUCACUAAUUGCCAAAAAUAAUUAAUUAAAAUUCAACCUUGUUUUGGCACGAGUACGGUUCACUAUGGCUACCUGUUAUAGUAAUUAUGAGUUUUGGUUGUCAUUUGACGAUAUGCCGUUUUUAAUAUUAGUCAUUAUCAGAGCCCGGAAUUUUCGCGUCAAAACAAAAGACUGUCGUAGAUCUUGCUAGAGUUAGAAACAUUUUUUUAUCGAUAUCGAUAGUUGGGUAAUGGAAGAAAAAAAAUUGCCCACCAAUAAAAAAAAUAUUUAAUAAGUAAAUUUACAUAAGGUUUUUAUAAAAUUAUAUAGAAACAGAUGCAAUUUCUUCCUCAAAAUCUACGUCAGUACACAGCAGCACAUGACAUUAUAUUUGGUUUGUGACAGUGAUAGGACUAGAUAAUCAUUAUGGUUAAUUUCUCAAACUUCUCUGGGAGUAAACAGUUUCGUUUAUCACAAUAUAAAGCUAAUUAUGUUUACUAUUAAAUUAUGUAUACUAAUUGUAUGUAAUUUUAUAUAAACCUCACCAUUUUUUUUUAAUAUUCUUUUUAUUUGGUUGACCGUCUUCUUCUAUUACACAACUAUCGAUAUCGAUAAAAAUAUGUUUCUAAUUCUAGCAAGAUUGCGACAUUCUUAUGUGUUGCAGCGAAAAUUCCGGGCUCUGGUCAUUAUGUUGCCACUUAGGAAUAUAAUUCUUGAGUCGUCCUAAAAAUUAUUUAAUAUUAGCUAAUAAAGUACGAACGCUAAUCACGUAGAAUUUCGAACAUCGACCCAUCAUUUCCUAUCUCUAUCGCACGUGUGCAUAAUUAUAUUGCUGUUCCGCCUGUAUUAGUGGCAUUGACCACCGGCAUCAUGGGAGGCACAGCAAUAUAAUAGGGGGUAUUACUGCAAUGUUCUGCUGCAGUUUGUUUACAGAUUACCUACCGGGAAACGCGAAUCCGAAUCUGCCUCUUUAUUGCUCAAAUAUGCAAGAGUGACAGACAUCUUAGAUAACAAAAUUUCGAUUUUAUUGUUUCGCGAUAGACCCUCAGAUUGUGGUAGUGGCGCAGAGUUUCGCGUAAUAUUCCCUAUAAUGCGCGUGCUAUGGAAAUAGAUAUGGCGGGUGAAUUUACGAAAUUGUUCGUGUUUUGCGUCCUUACUUUAAACUAAGAUAUAGUAAGUUUUCGUGGUAAUACAUUGUUGUAAAAGUCUACCUCUAUAUCCCUAAAGUAUAUUUUGUCCUAAGGUUGUGUAAAACAAUAAAUAUUUUUGGGUGCUGUUUUUGGAAUGAGAAAUCAAUUAUUAUUUAAAGAUUGUUUACAAUUCUAUCGGAAAUCUAAUUUGCAAAUCUUGCAAUAUUAUAAUAACUAAACUGCUAUUUUGUGGAAAACAAAAUUGUUUGUAUUUUAGAAACCUAGUAAGUAUUAAGAGGCCAUUGUAAAAAUCGGCAUUUGGUGUUUACUUGUAUGUACACAACAACUUGGUUAUGUUCUGAAAAUAUAUUUAACUGUUGAUCUUUGAUCUGUACAAUAUAAAAAUAUACCUUAAACUAACAACAAAUUGUAUAUCUUAGAAACUAUGUACAGCCACGGACUUUAAUUGUUAAUCCAUUUAGGGUUCAAGCUGAUUUGGUUGUCAAUACUAAACUAUCGGUAUGAAAUGUCCAAUGUAUGUAUAAAAUGUCUGUUAUUUGUAUCGUUUUUAUUAGUUUUUUUUUCUUGUGUAAUUAACCAUUUAUAUUUAUGUAAUUGUUUUUUUGUAAUUUUGGAUUAAUUUUAUUGUUUGUAAAAAUUGACAUGUAAAAGUGCCCCUGUGGCCUAUUUGCUGAAUAAAUGUUUGAUGUUUGAAUGUCAAGUUAACCCCAAAUGGCUCAACAAUUAAAGUCCGUGACUGUACCAUAAAUGGUAAUAUAUUAUAUGUAAUGUCCAUGGUAGGUACAUUAUGUUUAAAGUGUAUUUAUUUUAGUGUAUUUGAAAUACAAGUACAGCUAGUAGACUACAUAAACCUUAAUAUGUUUGGUUAUAAUGCAACUAAACGAUGUCUACAUAUAAAGAAGAAAUCGACGACUGUUUUCAUAGCAUUCUGUAUUUAAACGAAAUAAAAUUAAAGUAUAUAUAGCAAUGUAUUAAACAUAAUACAUGUUAUGAACACUUUAAGGUAGAAUAUGGAUUAAUACCGUCCCCAUUAUUGUCAUUGCCAUUCUCUUGAUAAUCGGGUCAAUCAACUUUUGAGUUACGGACGGUAACGCAGGAGACCAAUGCGAAGCAAUUUCUUAAAAUAAAUGUUUGCUGUGGAAUUCAUCUUUUACGUUUGUGGUUUUACUCUUUGAAUUAGUAAUUUUAAAGAGUAACGCAGGGGACAUUCUUGGUAACUAACUGUAAGUAUACCAAUAGGUAUUUUGACUAUUUGUCUGUUUUCCUGUAUUCGUCCAUAUCUGUGUUAUACGUGUGUUAUGAAAUAAAUUAUAUUAUUGUAUUA